Messenger RNA from Clupea harengus (Atlantic herring), 2985 nucleotides. RefSeq names its product tandem C2 domains, nuclear (gene tc2n). Gene Ontology annotation, cellular component: nucleus. The record is from RefSeq and is a predicted model, not a curated record. Lineage: Eukaryota; Metazoa; Chordata; Actinopteri; Clupeiformes; Clupeidae.
AUAUUUUGGACUAUAUUUAACUAUAUUCAAAAUUUGGUUCAGCUCUGGUUCAGUGGAAAGUCUGUAUAUUUCCUUAUAAACAAGAGGCACGCCCUCUGUUGAGCGUGUUGAUGACGUUUAUGUUGACCAAAGUGCCUCACCAGCAAGCAGUGAACCGGCGGGCGCAGUGACCCAGAAUUUGUAGGAAAAAGUUGUUCAAUGUAAUGGACUCUUCAAAGGAGGCUCUGAAUUCCACCUGCUUUAACUGGUAACUGCGGCUGAUUUUGCGGAGACACUGCAUUUGUCUAUCAUGGCAACGGAGUGCAUAAAACAUUGUUGCAUCUUGUUCCGAUCCAAAGGGAAGGAACCUGAACCUCAAGUUAUAAAAUCGAACCCAGUAGUUCGGGAAGAUGUUAAGAAGGGGAUUGGAGUAUCAGAGGACUACCUCAUGUCCAAACUUCCCAUGGAUGGUAAAGAGGUGCCCUUCGUGCUGCCCACUUUCAAGCCCUCGUAUAUCCAACCCCAGGGCUCCCGCUACGCAAGUUACCAGACUGGACAACUGAACUCAGCCAGGAGUGCAUAUGCUGAGAGGAAAGCUGAGCUUGUGGGGACCAGUAACAAAGCCUACGACCUCGACUCAACCAUUCACCCUGGCCAGAUGGUUAAUCACAUCUCACCUGGCUCUGUCCGACGGUCUAUCUUGGAGAACCAAGAUGGUAGUCCAACUUCAGCUCGAGACCUGAGAAACGGGAGGCAAAGACUGAGCAGCUCCUUGUAUGACCUGUCUAGUCCUAAUCACCCCCACAGUUACAUACAGAGAUACGACUCAGUGUCCAGCGUCCCAAGCAGUGCAUCCUCUGUGAGAGAUUCCUUUGGAAGCAGCCGUAGCCUAGAGUCCAUCACCUUAUCUGGAGAUGAGAAGGAACUGGGCAAGCUGUGUGUCAAGCUGAGCUACCAGGAGGCCCUAGAGCAGGUGUGGAUCACCCUGGUCCAGUGUAAAGACAUCCCAGUGGAGAACUCUGAGCACAAGAUUGGGAUUAAAGGAGUCAUCACCAUGGACAAACCAGUGCAGUUUAAGAGCACCCUUAAAGAAGGAUGUCCAGAUGCUUUGCUCAUGGAGACCUUUGUCUUCGCCCUGCCGCUGCAGCAGUUGCGCAGCUCUGUGCUGGUGUUGCGGCUGCAGACACACACGCCACGCAAGCACACUCUGGCCGAGUGUGUCCUCUCCCUGAGGCAGCUCAGCCCAGAGGAGACCCAUCACUGGCUGGAGCUCAGGCCUCCCUCCAAGUCCCGGGCGUGCCAUGCCGAGGUGCAACUGGCCACCUGCUUCCAGCCCGUCAACGGGCGCAUGCAGCUGCAGGUACUGUCUGCCCACAACCUGCCCUCCUCCUCCUCGCCGCUCAGCCAGAGUUUCUUUGUCAAGGCGGAGAUGCACUCACCGGACUUGCUGGUGACCAAGAGGAAGACGCGGGCGCUGAAGGUGUCUGGGGGGCAGGUGAAGUGGGCGGAGACCCUCCACUUCCCUCUAAGGGGGCCGGACUCCUCCUUCCACAUCUACACGAAACUCUACAGCCGUACGUCGGUCAGACGCAGACACUUUCUAGGACAGGUUCAUCUGGGAUAUGGCAGCCCUUCACCUACAGCUGUAGAGCAGUGGAGGGACUCCAUGGUCCACCCUGAGAAAGUGGUAGCUGACUGGCACACACUCACAGCUCCCUGACCUGCCUAGGGCGCAUAUCCUCCAAAAUCCCACAGCGGGCUUCAGUUCGUUAUACAUGCAAAUAUCACUGUGCUUUAGUGAAAUGUUAUCAUUUCUUCUCAGUAUAAAUGGUAGCAUUAUUUUUGUAACAUCUUCAUUAAGUACUUCAAAUCCUUGAGAGUGUAUAUUUGGAUUGAACGUUAGCCAUCACCAACACAGCUAUGUUAUAUAACUGAUUUUGUUAGCAUCACAGUAAAUUUCUGUGUAGUUUAAUGAUGUGUAGAACAUAGUAUGGCCAUCAUAAAGGGUCACUACCUUAGAGAGGGGAUGAAAGCUGUUUUCCAUAGCUACACAGGGCCACAGCUUACCAUCACUCUGUACUACAGUAGUCCAGUAGCCCAGCUAGCAUUUGUAAUAGUCUAACUACAGUUGAAGCUUCAUGUAGUUUAAUAAAACAUUUUUAGACAUUCUAUGAAUGGCUCGCUCUGUGGUGCUUUCCACAGACAUUGUAUGUUAUGGUUAUUUUGUUUGAUCUGGUACCACAUGUAUGCCUGGCCCACAGACUCAGAUCAGCUGUGUUACCUUACAUUCAAUGUGUUUGUGGGAGGUUUGAGGUAUUGAUGACCUCUGUCAUAAUGCAGAAUGAAGCCCAAAAUAUGGGCUCCAGCAUGCCUGCAGACUUUGGACGCUUAGACCAAAGCUAAUUAUAUUAUAUUUGUGCUAGAGAUGUUUAUAGCAUUGCUGCUGUUUUUUUGUAUGAAGCAUGGAAACAAAGAAUAUUUAAAUACUGUAAUAUUAUAUUUUGCCUUUAUUUCCUCCUUCAUAAACAUUGUACCACUGUCUCGUUUUUUAUAUCAUUUGAAUGAAUUUUAAAGCAAAUGUUGGUUUUAUAGUUUCACUUGUGUUUUGUAUUUUUUUGUAUUGGUAGGCUUGGUUGAUGCAUAUGCUCACAGUACACAGGGUACAUACUUACUAAUGGAUGAAGUAGAUUAAAACUGACUCAACAGAACUGAAUAGGAAUGUUCCCAAAUACAGAACAAAACAUGACUUAAGGUGUAGCAGGAAUGCAUUAUUCCUCUAGAAAUGGAGGGUACGAAAGAAAGGGUUCUCUCUCCUGAACAAACACUAAACACUAUCUACACUUUUUUCUGGCCUACUUUCAGAAACUGUGGGGACAAUUUCGUCUUUGCUUCAUAUUUGUUCUACCCCAUGUCAAAUGUUCAUUACCACGGUACAAUAAAGAAAACACUUUUAGAAACAGACCUGUCUUAACAACCCCAUUAUUACAUCAUUGCUUUAGUGUACCA